CUGAACCUCAUCUUUGAAAUAUUCAUGCCGAGCCACCACACACAGACAGUAGAAGAGUCUGCUAACAUGGACGCUCGGGAAGAACUAAAAUGUCCUGUUUGUGUAGAGCCCUUCACAGACCCUGUACGCCUUCCAUGUGGACACAGCUUUUGUCGAACCUGCAUCCAAGUGGUCUGGAACAUGGAUGACCCAAAAACAUCCAGAGAAGGGCCAUUGUUCUGUCCGGAAUGUCAAAUCCUCCUUCCUCCUGAUCUUGAGCUUGAGAUCAACUCAGAUCUUCAAAGAAAAGUUCAGGAUGUCUUUGCAAGAGCACCUUUGCUGGAAGGAUCAUCUCAAAUGUCACCUGCUAUUAUCAUGUGUGAUCAGUGCAUUGGGAAGACCGAGGUGGCUGUGAAGAGCUGCCUCACCUGCGAUGCCUCUCUGUGCUCUGCUCACACCCUCCUGCACCAGCAGAGAGAGGCUUUAAGAGGACACUCUCUCAUCAAAGUAACCGAAGACUUGAUUUCCUUUAAGUGUAAGGAGCAUGGGGAGGAGCUGAAACUCUUCUGUCAGGAGGACCAGAUUGCUGUGUGUUGUCUGUGCAUUGCAGUUGGGUCACACAAAAACCAUCAAGCUGUUACGCUGCAAGAGGCAUGCAGAGAAUUUAAGAAGGUGUUGGAGUCCAACAAAUCACUUCUUCUACAGAGAAGACAUUUAUCUGAAUCUGCUAAGCAAGAUUUGGAGCCAUUAUUUUCAGAGGUAUCGAAAAAUGCAGAAGCAUACAGAGUCAGAAUAGUUGAGAAAUACAGACAGAUAAAAGCCCACAUUGAGGAGGAUCAGAAGCUGAUGUUGGCCAUUCUGGAAACAGAAGCGUUUUACACCAACAAGUGGCUGAGAUGGAGGAGUGAGUCACUGGAGUGUCAUCUUAAAGAUAUCAAUGCUGCCUUAAGAUCAAGCCAAACUCUCCUUGAGGAAGAAAAUGACAUUGUAUUUCUCAAGCAUUUCAAAAAACAUGGACUAGGUUCCCAGGUGGAAUUGCCACUUAUGUCUGUGAUAGAGCAUGAGUACAGCAUCACAGACAAGAUGAAGACAGUCGAACAGCUGGUUGAUAACUUAAAUAAAGUUGUCCUUCAGAAAACUCAGCGGCUGUGGUCUAGGCUCAGAGCAAUAAGUUUAGACCCAGAAUCAGCACAUCCUGAGUUGGAGGUGUCAGCAGACAGCCUGGAAGUACAAUGGAGUAAGAAACCAACCCCAGAGAGGAAACAGAAAACAAACAUCAGCUCUCAGUACAGCGUCCAGGCCAAGGAGAAAUUCUCCAGCGGCUCCCACUACUGGGAGGUGGCCGUCUGGAAGAAACCCUAUUGGUUGAUUGGUCUGUCAUAUGGAUCAGCUACUGGAGAUCCGGAUUCAGAGCUUUACAACGGUGACUUUAACAGUGCAUUCUGCUACAUCUAUCAUGGUAAUGGAAAAUAUCUCAUUUGUCAGAACUCAAAUGAAAAGCCACUGGUAGUAAGGAAAAAAAUCCAGAAACUUGGAGUUUGGAUAGAUAUCCAGAAAGGGAAUGUGUCUUUCUAUGAUGGCGAAACUCUGGCUUUGCUCCACUCAUUCUGUGUUGAAUUUUCUGGCCCAGUUUAUCCCAUCCUGAAUCCCUGUAUUGACAUAAAUGGACAAAACAGUCAGCCUCUUGCUAUUGUACAUCUAAGAAACCAAAAUAUUCCUCAAAGCACCUCACAAAAUGAUUGAAUCGACCUA
This is a messenger RNA of Labeo rohita (rohu), 1731 nucleotides long. Its product is annotated as probable E3 ubiquitin-protein ligase MID2. Gene Ontology annotation, molecular function: protein binding; zinc ion binding. The record is from RefSeq and is a predicted model, not a curated record. NCBI's taxonomy places the organism in Eukaryota, Metazoa, Chordata, Actinopteri, Cypriniformes, Cyprinidae. The transcript has 6 exons. Bases 25 to 1722 code for a protein of 565 amino acids.